Molecule: messenger RNA, 1994 nt
Organism: Alnus glutinosa
Lineage: Eukaryota; Viridiplantae; Streptophyta; Magnoliopsida; Fagales; Betulaceae
Product: katanin p60 ATPase-containing subunit A1
Exons: 7
Coding region: 167-1729 (520 amino acids)
Biological process (GO): microtubule severing
Cellular component (GO): microtubule cytoskeleton
Molecular function (GO): microtubule binding; microtubule severing ATPase activity; ATP binding
Source: RefSeq, a predicted model, not a curated record
CCCCCCCCCCCAACCCCAACACACCGUCUCUCGGCGUUUAAACGUCGCCGUCAAGCCCCCUGGUCCAUCAAACAAAGCUGGAGAGAGAGAGAGAGAGAGAGUGUGCGAGACACAUUGAGCUAUCUUCUUGUUCUGGGUCUGCGAAACCCUAGAAAUUUGGGGGGGAAUGGGAGGGGCUUCACUGGCGGGCUUGCAGGAGCACCUGAAAUUGGCGAGGGAGUACGCGCUUGAAGGCCUCUACGACACCUCCAUUAUCUUCUUCGACGGUGCCGUUGCUCAGAUCAACAAGCACGUAAACAGUCUUGAUGACCCUUUACUUCAUGCAAAAUGGAUGAACGUCAAGAAAGCCCUUUCAGAGGAAACAGAAGUUGUAAAACAACUAGAUGCGGAGAGAAGGGCAUUCAAGGAAAGUUCCAUGGGCCGACGCCCGUCUUCACCACCGAUAAAUGCUAAAUCAUCAUUUGUUUUUCAACCGUUGGACGAGUACCCAACUUCCUCAGGUGCUGCAAUGGAUGAUCCUGAUGUAUGGCGGCCCCCUAGUCGGGAUACAACUGGUAGAAGACCAGCUAGGGCUGGUCAAGUGGGCAUGAGGAAGUCACCACAAGAUGCGACUUGGGCUCGUGGUUCUACUAGAACGAAUACAACUGGCCGUGCUGCAAAGGCUGGUGGUUCAAGCAGGGUUAACUCAGGUGUUCGAGCAUCAACUACUGGGAAGAAAGGCACUGGUUCUGGCAAAUCUAGCAAGGGAGAUUCAGCGAAUGGUGAUGCUGAAGAUGGAAAGUCAAAGAGGGCACAGUAUGAGGGGCCUGAUCCUGAUUUGGCUGCAAUGCUUGAACGGGAUGUGUUGGAAACAAGUCCUGGAGUGAGAUGGGAUGACGUUGCAGGGCUGAGUGAAGCAAAAAGACUACUAGAAGAAGCUGUUGUACUUCCUCUGUGGAUGCCUGAAUAUUUCCAGGGAAUUAGGAGACCCUGGAAAGGUGUCCUCAUGUUUGGCCCCCCUGGAACUGGGAAGACACUACUUGCCAAGGCAGUUGCUACUGAGUGUGGCACAACAUUUUUCAAUGUUUCGUCAGCUACACUAGCUUCAAAAUGGCGUGGGGAGAGUGAGCGCAUGGUCCGGUGCUUGUUUGAUCUGGCAAGAGCUUAUGCGCCAAGUACAAUUUUCAUUGAUGAGAUUGAUUCUCUCUGCAAUGCCCGGGGGGCAUCAGGGGAGCAUGAAUCAUCCAGAAGGGUGAAAUCUGAACUUCUAGUUCAGGUGGAUGGUGUGAACAAUAGUUCCACCAGUGAAGAUGGUACCCGUAAAAUAGUGAUGGUUUUGGCAGCUACUAACUUUCCAUGGGACAUAGAUGAAGCGUUGAGGAGGCGGCUCGAAAAGCGAAUAUAUAUUCCUCUUCCAAAGUUUGAGAGCCGUAAAGAGCUUAUCCGAAUCAAUUUGAAAACUGUAGAGGUGGCCCCUGAUGUAGAUAUUGAUGAAGUGGCUCGCCGAACAGAUGGGUACAGUGGAGAUGAUUUGACAAACGUCUGCCGGGAUGCUUCCUUGAAUGGCAUGAGGCGCAAAAUAGCUGGAAAGACACGUGAUGAGAUUAAGAACAUGCCCAAGGAUGAGAUUUCAAAGGACCCUGUUGCCAUGUGCGACUUUGAAGAAGCCUUGAUUAAGGUCCAACGUAGCGUUUCUGCUUCUGAUAUAGAAAAGCAUGAGAAGUGGUUUACAGAAUUUGGGUCGGCAUGAGGAGGAUGAUCGUGCCAUACUGAAGAUAGUAGACUGUUUUCCUAACUAGCCAGUUUGCUUGGUGAUUGUGUCUUCUAAAGUUCUAAUUGUUUCUUGAUAUUCCAUUUGUUUAUCUCGCAGCUGAUCGAUAUUAAUCCCAAGUGUUUCUUCAUAUUCCCCUAUCCUUGUGCUAUUGCCUGUAACCACUCAAUGUAAUAUGUAACUUGAUCAUAAUUGCAGAACCCUUGUAUUAUUCUUCAAAUUUUAUUCAAUCAAUUCUGAAUCA